AAGCCGUGAUGGCUCAUUGACUCAAGGAUGAUACCCUCCAUCCGGUAAAACAAUACGUAGCUUUGCUUCUCAGCAAGCAGGGAGGAUGCCACACCUCGUGAUCGAGCGUUUCCGCCUCUUUCCAGAUUUUUUAACGUCGCCGCGCUCCACAGGACGCCUAGAGUCGAGGACAGAGAAUGCGAAGGCAGGGGCUUACUUGCUCGAGGCGGCCGGGGCGGCGGCCUCGUGCAUCUUUAUCGCAGGCAGCAUCUGUUUUGUGCCUCAGUACGCAGACAACAUAGCUACUCUGUUCGCUGGCUGCAUGUUGUUCAUCAUCGGCUCCGUAAUCUACUGUUUCAUAUGCACGGUGACCCUGAGCGAGGCGCUGCUCAGACGCUGCAGCAACUACGAGAUCUGGGAGAAUGCCAUGUACUUAGCUGGUUCUGCGCUGUAUGUCGUGGGGUCGGUGCUCUAUCUUCCAGCCAGGGUAGACAUCAUCGAGAUGAGCAUGAUGAGCAUAUCUCUGAGCCAGGUCUGCGCCCUCUCCAGUAUAAAGGACAGGCAGUACUACGGCACGGUGCUCUUCAUCGUUGGUUCGUUCUUGUUUGUCGUGGCCGCGUUCGUGAAUGCCCUGAACCCACGAAGGGCUGAUGAGACAAGCUCAAGGCUGGUGACUGGCACGACGUCUUGCUACAUGAUUGGCUCUCUGCUCUUUGCUGUGGGCUCUGUCACGUUCCUGCCGAGAUUUGGGUGUACUCCAGACCUCCUCGCUCUAGGCGCUUGGUGUUUUAUCUGGGGCAGCGCCUUCUUUCUGCUAGGGGACAUUUUGAGCUUCUGCCGUGUCAUCCACCAUUACAACAGCAUCGUUGACAAGGGCAGUGACCAACGAAGUCUGCUGGCGUAGUGAGAUCCAGGAACGCCUAUUCGAUGCAGUGCCGCGUCCGCUCCAUGCCAUCUUCGUGGCAUGAGUCGUCGAGAUGAUGAGGGGCGAAGGCAAGUUGUCAGCACCGCCAAGUCAGACAUCGGAUGCAGCGCCGCAGAAUGUUGCGCUGACGUGACCUCCCCAACGAAGCUUGGGUCCUGAGCGGUUGCUGGCCACCAGCUAGUCUAUCUCAUCUUCCUGCACGUGAUCAUCCUUGUGUUCCUCUCCUUCCUCCUGCUUCUCCUCCGUAUUUUGCUGUUGCUCCUCCUAUUGCCUCUGCUGCUCGUCUUCUCAACUUUGUGAAUCUCCAUCCGUUUCGAUCCAGCUGCCUGCGGCAAGCCUCGCCGCCGUGCCAGCGCAGCAGAGCAGCUUGAAGGAGGCCGGGUUGAAGACCCGCUCCAGUGGAGCGCCGUGCUUGAAUUGGCACGGGUAUUGAACACCCCCUCCUCGUCCGCAGCCUCGUCUCCUUGUUUCUUCCUCG
Molecule: messenger RNA, 1382 nt
Organism: Prorocentrum cordatum
Lineage: Eukaryota; Dinophyceae; Prorocentrales; Prorocentraceae
Source: the annotation of a GenBank genome assembly